AUGACACAAGCAUCGAUCCCGGACUUUUCAGCAGGUGCUAUGGAGAACUGGGGCUUACUCACUUACAGAGCCUACGACACCGCGCUGCCUAUUCACUUGUUCCAAGCUUUAGAAAGAGUGGGAAAUAGUUCUGGUUCUUUCUCCGCUUACGGAUCUGAUUUUAAUUUCAUAGAAUACUAUAGGGGUUGGACUGAGGAACCUGGGCAUCCUGUAUUAAACGUUAAUGUUAAUCACCGGACUGGAGACAUGACUAUCACUCAGAUUGUUAACGACGUGUUCCAAUUCGCUCGCUCGGGCCUGAUGACAUACACUAGAGCAUUUAAUAUUCUCUCCUUCUUAGAAAACGAAACAGAGUACGCGCCUUGGAUGGCGGCAAUUACUGGAUUCUCCUGGAUAAGAAAUAGAUUUGCAGGCACACCGCAUCUGACCCGAAUAGAGGCUCAGAUAGCUAGGUGGGCCAAUACUGCAAUAACAGGUCUGACCUACUACCCAAUAAAUGGUGAAUCAUUCAUGCGCUCUUAUCUACGAUAUCAACUAGCACCAAUGUUGUGUUCAAUGAACGUGCAGGAAUGUAGGAACGCCGCCAACCAACAGUUCCGUAAUUUAGUUAAUAAUGGUGUCGAGGUUCCACCAAACAGUCGUAAUUGGGUAUAUUGUAAUGGACUCCGAGAGGGAACCGAGGCAGACUUCAAUUUCUUGUGGAAUCGUUUCCGAAACCACAAUGUCUACACUGAGAAAAUUCAACUGCUCAUGGUUCUGGGCUGCACUCCUCAUGCUAACUCACUUAAUACGAUCCUGAGGACUAUAGUGAACGACACCUUCGUUAUCCGUCCCCAAGAUUUUACGACAACACUUAACUCAGCCGUUACGGGUAAUGAGGGUAACACGCAAAUCGUCUUCCAAUUCAUUAGGAACAACCUUCAGUUAGUUAUAAAUGCUUUUGGAUCUGCCUCUACGCCUCUCUCAUACAUUUCUGCUAGACUGAGAAAUGAAGCUGAAAUCAACGAGUUCCAAGCGUGGGCGAAUCAAAAUCAGGCGUUACUAGGCAAUGACUAUCAGAGCGUGUUGAAUGGCGCCGUGGCAGCCCGCGAAAGUAUCCAAUGGGCUGCAUCAGUGGCAAACGACGUUAACAACUACCUGACAAACGGAAACGACAACAUCCAACCAAGCACAGCCACUACGCAACUAGUAACUCAACCCACUACCGUGACGGCGCCACCAAUAUCCGAGCCCUCAACUCCGGCUCUUCCAGAUUCCGCAGGCAGCCUUGGUUACAGUCCUGUGCCGGUCCCUGAUGAAGAAUGGGAAGAGUUUUUCAGGACCCUAAGGGAUCCCGCAUACCGGUUACCCACAACCACCCGACCUCGGCAUUACGAAGUAUCCUUGAAUCCGUAUUUUGACGUCGUGCCCGUAAAUACAACGGCCUUUACCUUCGAUGCCGCGGGCAACAACACCCAAAGGCCUUUUGAAAUCUAUGCACGUAACAAUGCUGGCUCCACUGGCGAAUGGUCCCUUGAAAUUGGUGAAUUACUUUUAACAGCCAUGGAGGAGAAAACUCAAAUUCCUUACUAUACAAUGGCUGAGAACCUAGGCAUGCAGCAAGCGGCGAUUCCAGACUUCUCCGCCGGUGCUAUGGAAAAUUGGGGUCUCUUAACUUACAGGGAAGCGCUGAUAUUGUACGACCCCCUCAAUUCCAAUCACUUCUACAAGCAACGUGUAGCAAACAUAGUGUCUCAUGAAGUGGUACAUAUGUGGUUCGGAAAUCUCGUCACCUGCGCGUGGUGGGAUAAUCUUUGGCUCAACGAAGGCUUUGCUAGAUACUAUCAGUAUUACCUUACACACUCGGUAGCAAGAGACCUCGGCUUCGACACCCGCUUCAUUGUGGAACAACUGCAGACGGUCAUGAUCUCCGAUUCCAUAGACUCGGCCCACGCCCUCACCGAUCCUUCUGUCAACGACCCAGCCAGCGUCAGUGCUCACUUCUCUGCUAUCACCUACGCUCGGGGAGCCGCGAUCAUAAGGAUGACCCAACACCUUCUCGGAGAUGACACAUUUGAUAAAGGGCUUCGCUUUUAUUUGUUAGACAGGAAAUUUGACGUGGCCGAGCCUCAUCAUUUGUUCCGAGCCCUCGACGCCGCCGCCGCAGAAGACAAUGCCUUGACCGCUUACGGUGGUGUCACCAUUGACACUUACUUCAGGUCCUGGUCCGAAAAGGCUGGCCAUCCAUUGCUCACUGUAACUGUCGACCAGAGAACGGGCCGCAUGAUUGUAGUACAGUCACGUUGGGAACGUAACACAGGCGUAUCGCAAUUCCCGGGCCUUUGGUACGUCCCUAUUACUUGGACCAGGGCUGGCGCACCCGAUUUCGAGAACUUGAAGCCAUCACAGAUAAUAUCUGCUCAAAGCACGCUUAUUCAAAGGGGCACUACUGGACUUGAAUGGGUCCUCUUCAACAAACAGGAGUCUGGGUUCUACAGAGUAAACUACGACGACACUAACUGGGCGCUACUAACUAGAGCGUUGCGAAGUGCAAAUAGAACAGUUAUUCAUGAAAUCAACCGCGCUCAGAUAGUGGACGACUUAUUUGCGCUCGCUAGAGCUGGCGUCAAGAACUACGAUAGAAUAUACAAUAUAUUGUCCUUCCUAGAGUUUGAAGAUGGAUAUGCACCUUGGAUUGCAGCAAUUAACGGUUUUAACUUUGUUAUUAGAAGACUGGCACAUGACACAACCAAUCUUCAAAAAUUAUUUGGCGUAAUUAACAACUUGAGUGUAGCAGUAACCAGAAGGCUUGGCUAUUCUGAAGUAUCCGGCGAGUCCUACAUGGACGGCCUACUGAGAAUGUACCUCCUUACGUUCCUCUGCAAUAUUGGCCACCAGCAAUGUGUGUCGGAAGGUAGGAGAAACUUCCAAAACUGGAAGAACGGAACUUUCAUUCCAGCGAACAUGCGUCCUUGGGUUUACUGCGUUGGUCUUCGCGAAGGGAACGAGGAGGACUUCACUUACUUCUGGAAUCGCUACCUCGCCGAGGAUCUCGCCAGUGAGAAGGUGGUGAUGCUGGAGGCGGCUGGUUGCACCAGCAAUCAGGCGAGCCUGUGGAGAUACUUGGACGCUAUCGUCACCCUCGAUGACGCGGUCCGACCUCAAGAUUACAACGUCGCGAUAAACGCAGCCGUCUCUGGCAAUGAGGCCAAUACGAUGAGGGCGUUCGAGUGGUUGAGGAACAACAUUGCCAGGACUACUGCGGCGUUAGGAAGUGUAGCCACUCCAGUAAGCAAUAUUGCGGGACGUCUUUUGAACGAACAACAAAUCACCGAGUUCCAAACAUGGCUUGAUGCUAAUCGCGAGGCCAUCGGCGCUGCAUAUAACACUGGUAUCAAUGGCAUAGCUGCAACAAGAACUAAUCUUGCAUGGUCUCGUCAACGCACCAGCGAAAUGGAACGAUACUUCGAGGCUGGAUAUGUAGAGGACAUCAUAGAAGAUAUUAACGAUGGCGAGGAAGAUAAAGAAGAAAUAGAACAAGAGAAGGAAGAAGAACAAGGUAUCGAAGAAGAGGGAACGGACUCUGCAAAUAUUGCAGCACUGAGUGUCUUUACUCUCGUUGUUACGCUCACCAUUAACCUUAUGGCU
This is a messenger RNA of Iphiclides podalirius (scarce swallowtail), 3627 nucleotides long. The record is from the annotation of a GenBank genome assembly. Lineage: Eukaryota; Metazoa; Arthropoda; Insecta; Lepidoptera; Papilionidae.